Pocillopora meandrina is the source of this 2534-nucleotide messenger RNA. NCBI's taxonomy places the organism in Eukaryota, Metazoa, Cnidaria, Anthozoa, Scleractinia, Pocilloporidae. The record is from the annotation of a GenBank genome assembly.
AUGGGAUCUGUUACGAAAGAAGAGCUGGAAAAUUUAGCUGUAAAUUUGAAGAAAGUACAAGAUAAAUUCCUUAACGAUUGGACUGGGGAAUCGUUUCGAAAAGCUCGUCUCGAGGAUAAAGAGAAUCACGAAAACAUACUAGCGAAAGGGAAAGGUAAAUGUGUUUACAACGAAGAUUGUAAUGAAACAGCAUUAUAAAAUUACCAAAUUUUCUUAUAACCCCCAACUUACAGAGGAGAUGAGGCAUCUAGAAGAGACGAUCAAUCAGUAUCAUUUUCAGAGUGAGAAGAAUUUAGAAGGUAAGACGCAAGUAGACGAAGUUAUCGUGUUUACUUCUGACCUGACUUCUAAACGAUGAAAUUGAUAAAAGCAGACCUAAAUCAAAGGUUUCCGACAUGUUUGUAGUUCUACGGCAGAGGGCUGAAGAAGUUGCCAAUCUGGAACGAGAACUGCGAGAAUUACAGAUUUCAGCGGAACGCUUGGUAGAACAAAGGAAUCAAAAUCAAAAACACUUUGAAGAAACCGAGUGUCAACUCCGCAAACAACAAGAAGGUACGUAAAUUACUUGUAUAGUUAAACCGCGUUUUGCAAGAUGGAGAGUAGUGAAAAUGGAGGUGAUAGAAAAAUUUUAUUUUUUCUGCGGUGAGAAGUGUCUCGAGAGACACCUUUGUCAAACAUGCUUAGAUCAUACUUACUUGCUUAGUUUUCAACACAUCUACAAAGAAACUUUACGAGUUUUUAACCAAGAUCAAGCCACACUGAGUACUACUAAGCUGACAGGAGACUAAUAAUCUCAGUUGUAAAUUAGCCAGUGGUCAAAUGAACUCUUGCAGCAGUAUCUGCUAAGGAGCAGAGCACAUCGUACAAGAUUAAACAGUUUACCAAAGGAACCGAGUACUUCAAAGAAAGACUGGGAUUAUCCUUCAAGAAGGUGGAUGGUAGGUUAUUAAAAGCAUUUUAAAAAAUUGCUAAUAUUGCAUUAGUAAGUUGGACUGGAUUAUGGUAACCUGGUACUAAAGAGUACAAAAGCGAGCAACGCGCAUCAUCUUACCAUUUAACUCAAAUAAUUAGGCAUUGGCUGGAUCAGGCCGAAUGAAACGUUCAGACCGCCGUUAGGAACUAGUUGAUAAAUUAUUCAUGAACAUUAUUCAAAGUGAACCGAACAAGCUCCAUGACCUUCUUACUGCUCGUACCACAAGUACUUUGAACCCUAGAAACAAACGGAAGUUUAGACCUGUGUUCAAGACACAAAUAAUUCGCAAAAGUUUUAUCAUUUUUAAUGCCCUUACAGCCUAAACUUUUUUACUAGAAUUUAAUCGACAUUUUUUAUUUACAAACGUAAGAUAUACAAACACAUUUUUGUACAAACUUGCUUUAAACUACCGAUAGUUCUUUUCAGUGUUAUUAUCUUCUGUAAUAAUCGUGUAAUUCAAUUUUUCAGUUGCAAAGCGAUUAUAAAUAAACAUUUAUCUCCUUAUCUAUUUAGGCUAAUGGCUUUAGUGGCAAAUUCCAUUUUAUACCCCACCCCCCCCCCCCCCUCCCCCCCCAACCAAAAAAAUAACAAAAAUGAAUGCAUCAAUAUACUUAAUAAAAGUGAUCUGAACCUCUUCCACUUCACAGAGGAACAUUUACAGUUUGUGUUCAAGUACAUUGACCCAAAAGAUGAAGAUAGGCCCUUUGUUUUCACUGUGGCAAUUACCAGUCUGGACAAGUACAAUGGUAAAACCCUCAGUCACUGAAAUGUUCAUCGUGUUGUUACAAUCAUGUUCUAUAAUCCUUUGCUUACACCAAGUGCUUGUCUGAUCCAACUUCUUCUUAACAAAUCUUAGCAUUACUUAGAACAGUAUUUAAUGAAGACUAGAAAAGUCAGUUGAAAAUGGCAACUAAAUGACAAAUUCAAAAUGGCCAAUCUAUGUAUUAGUUAAACAUAUUAAAUGUUUAAAGUUGACUAAUUAAGAUCCACUGUAGUGCAGAGUCAAAUAAUAAUAGUCAAUUCUUAUUUACAGUGAAGGAUUGUAUGCCAGAGGUCAAAGGACUUCCUGAGAUGGUGGAAAAGCUGAACAGCACAAAUAACUUCUCUGCAUUUGUUGUUGCCAUGAGGAGAAAAUUUAAAGAUUUGGUAGAAACAAAAAAUUAGACAUUCAAUCUACAACUCAGAUGAAGAUAUGUAUAUAAAAAUUGCAGUGUGGGAUUUAGCCAUGAUAAAAGAGUGUAUAAAAGAAACUUCUCUAAAGGAGUGUGUAAUUUUUCAUGCUUUUUAGUACAUCUUCAGCACCUAACACGGAGUGAAACAACAUUACAUGAUUCGAGGACCAGGUCAGGAAUUCUAAAUGGAAAUCUGCAAAUUAUAUUUCCUGACAUAUAAAAAUUGGAAAAUCACUGGUAGGGAAUUUUUCCUUUCCAUAAAAAGACUUGUGAAUUUCAGAAUUCCUAACUAGAGAAAUGCAGGAAAUAGGUGCACAAUGGAAUCCAUUUCCCAAGAUUUAGCUGUAUAUUGUCACAUUUUGAGUCUUGCAAAAGCAAAUAAAGGAAAU